AUGCUCCCAUUGGUUGAUGAUUUGAAAAGGGCGGGGACUCUGGGCAGCAGUUGCGGAGUGCCACGGGUCCACAGUGCCGCACUGAGCAGAGAGGAAGGGGCGUCCCGGAGCAUUUGGAGGAUAAAGGUUUUCCGCAGGGUGAUGACCACACCUGCCGGCCCGGCAAGGCUUCGGCCCGUGUCCCGGUGGGGCCUGUCCCCGGCUGACCUGCAGGCUGAAAGGGAUGCUACGGUGGACGGUCAAUCCACCAUGGUGCCCCAGCCGGCUUUCGUCUUGCCAGGUCCUCCUGUGGACCCAGAUUUCCAGGCCGACAUGCACAGCACCCUGGAGCAGACGCUGCCUGGGUUUCAGGGCGGACGGCACUCCAGGCGGACGCCUGUCCCGAGCGAAGCCUGGCCUCGCAGGAGGUUCAACGGAGCUGGGUUCUUUUGUGCUGAGAAUAAUCUGGAAGUUGCAGGCUCCAGCCACAUGUUGAUCUUCAGCUUAGCUGAGGACCUGGAGAAGAUGGGCCUGCAAGAGCGAGCGAGACCUUCCCUGGAGGUGGGGAACGCGCUGCUGCCGUGGUCAGUCACAUGACUCCAGCUCACCCUGCUGUCUCACCUGGUCCCCGAGCCCGACCGCUCGGGAGGAGCAGAGCUGCCCUGGCUCAGCCUCCAAGCCCUCAAGCAGCCGCCGCCCGGCCUCCAUCUGGAUCGGCGGACGCCGGAGGCCGUGUUCCGCUCUGGGCGGGCAGCCAGAAAGGGCCCGAGGCCUCCCCAGAGCCGGCUCUGGGGGACCACGCUGCGCCACUACCGGGCUCCCCGCUGGGACGCCCGGCGCGGUGUCAGCGACUGGGACCUGCACAUGAAGCUGCAUGACCGCGGGGCCCAAGUCAUUCACACUCCAGGAGAGUUCCGACGCUGGCGGGACACAGGCGUUGCCUUUGAACUCAGGGACUCCAGCGCCUAUCACGUGCCCAACCGGACCCUGGCGUCGGGUCGCCUCCUGAGCUACCGCGGGGAGCGCGUGGCAGCGCGCGGGUACUGGGGGGACAUCGCCACGGGGCCCUUCGUGGCCUUCGGCAUCGAAGCCGACGACGAGAGCCUCCUGCGGACCAGCAACGGACAGCCGGUCAAGACGGCCGGGGAGAUCACGCAACACAACGUGACAGAGCUGCUGCGCGAGGUGGCCGCCUGGGGGCGCGCGAGAGCCAGCCGGGGGGACCCGGAGGAGCAGCAGCGCUCGGAGGCAAGCCCGGAGCCAGGGACUUCAGCCCCCACCCCGGAAUCAUUCACUGUCCACUUCCUGCCACUCAAAUCUGCUGAGACUCUCCACCACAAAAGCUGCUACAAUGGCCGCUUCCAGCUCCUCUAUGUGGCCUGUGGGAUGGUCCAUCUUCUCAGCCCUGAGCUUGGGGCCUGUGUGGCACCUGGAGGGAACCUGAUUGUGGAAUUAGCCCGGUACCUGGUGGACGUGCGGCAGGAGCAGCUGCAGGGAUUCAACACCCAGGUCGGGGAGCGAGCUCAGGCAGCUGGAUUCGCUCCACAGACCCGGGCCAGGCCCUCAGAGACCUUCGCACGUUUCUGCAAGUCCCAGGACUCGGCUCUGGGCAGCACUGACCCAGCUGUGGAGCCUGGAACGCCGUCCCUUGACGUCCUGGCCCAGCCUCUUGAAGCCAGCAGCCCAGCCCCUGAGGGCCUGACCCAGCCUCUGCAGGGUGGGACCUCACACUGGGAGCCCUGCCAGCUGCCCUCUGAGUCUCCAGGUUCACUCUCAGAGGUUCUGGCUCAGCCCCAAGGGGCUUUGGCUCUGUCCAACUGUGAGUCAGACUCCAAAACUGGAGUUGACCCAACCCCUAGAUACCCCUUAUCUCCAACUUCCAAAGUCAGGUUGUAGGAUGAGAACCCGCUGAUACCAUUCUAAGCCCGCUGCUGGAGUCCUCAAUUUUAUUCUAAUCAUUCCCACUCAGUACCCGCCACCCCCACCCUGGGAGUGUUGGUAGAAUUUCAAAUUCUAUUUCUGAGAUUCUAUUUCUAGAAUUCUAGAUUGUUCUCUCAGAAUUCCAAAUUCCACUUCUGAGGCUCUGAACCCAGUCUAGGAUCUGACCCUGAGUCUCAAGCCCUUGACUUUGGCCCCCUUGUUCCCAGGCACCCCGUGGUUGACUGGGGGCUGGGGUAUCUUCUCACCAGGGCCUGGUCAGCACCCAGAUGGUUCAAGUAAAGCAAGUUAUGUCCACCUC
This is a messenger RNA of Chlorocebus sabaeus (green monkey), 2218 nucleotides long. Lineage: Eukaryota; Metazoa; Chordata; Mammalia; Primates; Cercopithecidae. The record is from RefSeq and is a predicted model, not a curated record.